AUGCCGCCCAAGAAGCAGACUCAGCCCAAGGAGGCCCCCGUUGCCCUCGGUCCCCAGGUCGCUGAGGGCGAGAACGUCUUCGGCGUCGCCCACAUCUUCGCCUCGUUCAACGACACCUUCGUCCACGUCACCGACCUCUCGGGCAAGGAGACCAUCUCGCGUGUCACCGGCGGCAUGAAGGUCAAGGCUGACCGUGACGAGUCGUCGCCCUACGCUGCCAUGCUUGCUGCCCAGGACGUCGCCGUCAAGUGCAAGGAGGUCGGCAUCACCGCUCUCCACGUCAAGCUCCGCGCUACCGGCGGUACCGGCACCAAGCAGCCCGGCCCCGGUGGCCAGGCCGCUCUCCGCGCCCUCGCCCGUGCCGGUAUGCGCAUCGGCCGCAUCGAGGACGUCACCCCCAUCCCGUCCGACUCGACCCGCCGCAAGGGUGGUCGCCGUGGUCGCCGCCUGUAA
Messenger RNA from Cutaneotrichosporon cavernicola, 453 nucleotides. RefSeq lists its product as uncharacterized. The record is from RefSeq and is a predicted model, not a curated record. Gene Ontology annotation, cellular component: cytosolic small ribosomal subunit; ribosome. The coding region runs from base 1 to 453 and encodes 150 amino acids. The transcript has 2 exons. Gene Ontology annotation, molecular function: structural constituent of ribosome. Gene Ontology annotation, biological process: ribosomal small subunit assembly; translation. NCBI's taxonomy places the organism in Eukaryota, Fungi, Basidiomycota, Tremellomycetes, Trichosporonales, Trichosporonaceae.